This is a messenger RNA of Syngnathoides biaculeatus (alligator pipefish), 3602 nucleotides long. It is a transcript of the gene txlnba, whose product is annotated as taxilin beta a. The transcript is spliced from 10 exons. NCBI's taxonomy places the organism in Eukaryota, Metazoa, Chordata, Actinopteri, Syngnathiformes, Syngnathidae. Gene Ontology annotation, molecular function: syntaxin binding. The coding region runs from base 1389 to 3476 and encodes 695 amino acids. The record is from RefSeq and is a predicted model, not a curated record.
AGAGCCUCAGACAUGACAUGUGGGGAGAAAAAAAAAAAAAACCCUCCACAAACUUUUACUUUGUGGGCACAAAAUAGUUAAUUUAUACAUACAAAGUACAAAUCAAAAUAGUUAUAGCAGUAGCUCCAUACUGGACACGAGCGCAAGCAAAUGGAGCGCACCCUCUUUCCGAAGUUGAAGGUCGAAAUAAACGAGGCUAAAGCGCGGAAGUUACACAAUGCACAGACGAGAUGAGAAAGUAAAGGUACCGUGAAACCAUCGCACGUGUCUUUCAGUUUUGGGUGCGUCGUUUGUAGCAAGUCUGUAAAUCGAUGCGGUUUCCCUCCACUCCAGUACGGAGCCACGUUUUCAUUGUGCGCAUGCACUACCUGACCUAACCCUAGCAUGAACCAAUGACUUAGCGUGCACGCUGUUAACUAUUUCGUGCGCACAAACUGCUGAGAGAGAGAGAGAGAGAGAGAGAGAGAGAGAGAGAGAACAAAUUCAACUGGACAGGACAUUUGAAGCUGUCCUUCGCCAAGGGAAGGGCCAAGCUAAUUGCUGUCCGAAAACCGCACUCGUUUCCAUUGAAAAAGAAGCAAAUAACAUCACGCGUGCUUUGAAUUGUAAAAUUUCAGUUUGAGGAUCCGGCCGCCAUCACACGCUUCAAUGGAGAUUUCGGUCAUAGUCCUCACUGUCGUCUUCACACAGUGACAUGGAAUCAAACUUUCAGCCUCCUUUGUGCCAAAAGGCAACGUUUGCCCAAUUCUCGUUGUGUAUUUCCACAUAAAAUGAUUCUUUUAGUCGCACAAUUUCGGCACGGUGAACGACCGAUUAGCACAUCUGCGUCACAGUGCCGAGGAUCGGGGUUUGAAUCCCGCCCGUUUGCACUCCGCUUUCCUCCUCCAUGCCAAAAACAUUCACGCUCGGUUCAUUGAAAACACUAAAUUGCCCGUAGGUGUCAAUGGUCAUUUGCCCUAGGGAUAGGCUGGCGACCAGUUGAGGGCCCACCCCCACCGCUCACGAGACGUUAGCUGAGAAAGGCUCCAGCGCACCCGCGAUCCUAGUGAGGAUAAGCAGUACCUAAAAUGGCUGAAAUUGAAUUCAUUUCCUGGCGCUUCCGUAUGGUUUGAUAUCACGAAGAGCUGCGCUGUUUUUGCGCGCUCGAUAAGUUAAGAUGAGCGAGCAUCUUGGCGUCCGAUGUCGCACGGAGCACUAAUUCCGCGGAUGUCGGCAACGUGCGCGAGCGGCACGCUUGUUGGCAUUCUCGGCAUCAGACGAGCCUUCGUCUCAGAGUUCAUCCGCGUCGGGGUCAGACGGCCUCCCGUUUACAAUGUCAGCUUGAGGUCCGUCUGCGUCCACUCACAUUGUUUGAUGAUUCCUUCCCGCUCGCUCGCACCCCCGUGAGGAUGGAGACGUCGCCGAAAGCCAGCGGGGUGUUAGCCGAGGUGGCGCCGCCCCGUGACGAGCGCAUGGACGAGUUCAGCAGGAGGUUGAAGGAGAUCCUCGGCAGCGACGCUCCGGUGGAAGCGGACGCCCACGACGACAUCACUGCGAGCGUCCAGUCAGAGAUUUGUUGGGUCGCAGACAGUCUGAGCGCUUUGUCAUCACCUGAAGAAAAACUCGAUCACUUGAUGAGGAAACACGCUGAGCUGAUGUUGCGCGAGCGGGGCGAGGAGAGGAUGCUUCAGGAUCUCCGCGACAACAUUUGCGUCCUGCGGGCCGAGCGGAGCAAAUUAGCAAGUUUGUGCAGAGACGUCCAAGAUCACUACUACACGCUGCGGGAGGACGCGCUGCGCCGCUGCCAGGAGGACGAGGAGAAGCGGUCGGAGAUGGCCGCGCACUUCCAGACGUCGCUGGCAGAAAUCCAGACGCAGAUCGAGCAGCACAGCGCCAGAAAUGAAAAACUGUGCGAGGACAACGCCAAGCUGAGCGAAAAACUGCACUCGCUGCUGGAACAGUGCCAGCGUAGAGAGGAGAGUUUGGAGAAGGUGAACCAUCACCACAACCUCCAACAACAGCUAACCUCGGCAAAGCUGGAUCAGGCCAACGCGCUGCUGGCGGACGCGGAGCAGAAGCACCGACGCGAGAAAGAAUACCUGCUGGCCGAGGCGCUGGACAAAACCCGGAAGUGCUUCGCCAUGAAGGAGGAGGAGCUGAGCAUGAAGAAGAAGUUGGCGCUCUACUCCAAAAAGUUUGACGAGUUCCAGACGACGUUGGCCAAGAGCAAUGAAAUCUACGCUCGUUUCAAGAACGAGAUGGAAAACAUGUCUGUGAAGAUGAAGACGUUGGAGAAGGAGUCAAACGUUUGGAAGUUGAGGUUCGAGAACUGCAACAGAGCCUUGACAGACUUGCUGGAGGAGAGGAGCGAGAAGGGCGAAGAGUACAAGGUUUUCGUGGUGACCAUCCGCAAGUUGGAGAAGCUGUGUCGAGCUCUUCAGGACGAGAGAAAGGUUCUCUACGCUAAAAUCAAGGAUGUCCGUCGGGGUGACGCCGACGCCGGCCCCGAGGAGCCAUCGGCGCAGGAAAAGCGUGACGACGGCGACGGCCUGAUGACGGAGGAGAUGCGGCGUCUGAGUGCCGAGCAAGUCAAACUGCAAGAAUUCGAAGAGUCCUUGAUGGCGUCUCACGGAGCGAGACAGGAACAGGAAGCGGACCCGUCGGACCUGGACGACGACCUCGUGGCGACGGCCUUCGCGCAUUUCCAUAAAACACAACCGCAAGAGCGGAACCGCAGUUCAGAAGUGGAAGUGAAGCCCGAAGUAAAACCAGAACCACAGUCAGAACCGCAAGUGAAACAAGAACAAAAACCAGAAUUAAAUCGAGAACCACAGUCACAACCAGAAAUAAAACUAGAACCACAAGAAAAACUACAACUAAAUUCACAACCAAAAUCAGAGUCAAAACUCGAACCUCCAGUUGAAUCAGAACCAGAAGCGAAACAAGAACCACAGUCAGAACCAGUAACAAAACCACAACCAGAAGUAAAAUUACAACAAAACUCACAACCAAAAUCAGAGCCAAAACUCGAACCUCAAGUUGAAUCAGAACCAGAAGUGAAACAAGAACCAAAACAAGAACCUCGGUCAGAACCAGAAAUAAAACUAGAAGGAGAAGUAAAACUACAACACAAUUCCCAACCAAAGUCAGAGUCAAAACCCGGACCUCAAGUUAAAUCAGAAGCACAAGUUAAAGCAGAAGUACUCGUAAAACCAAAAUCAGACUCAAAACCCGAACUUAAAUCAGGACCAGAAGUCAAACCAGAACAACAAUCAAAAUCAGAGCCUGAAGCAGGAUCGAAACCAAAAGUGAAACCCAACUCGCAAUCGUCUUCACAGGUUAGCACUGACGUCAAAUUAUUGAGCUCUCCUGGAGACUGCCAGUGUGACGCUCAGGCCACUUCGGAAACCACGCCCUCUCCACCCCCCAAGAAGGAAACCAAGAAGAAGAAGAAGAAGUGCAACAACAGCAACAACGAAGGGUCUUUGCGUCCAUGAGGCUGCGGUGCGUCACGGUUCCCACUGGGGGGCGCUGUUGUACUGCACGCAGCAAGCCUGCUUGGUUGUCUGGGCAAAAUGAUUCAAAAAUACAAGAUGUUGAAAUUAAAGUCAUUUGGAUGAAAA